UCACUGUCAAGUGUCAUCAGUCAGCUUGUCUAUGGCAACGAUUGUUGAAGUAUCAUAAAUUCUUAUUCGUCCUGCACGCACAAGGUUUGUGCGUAUAUUGUUUGGUCUUGUCCUUAAAUUUCUUCGAAGUCCCUACACACAAGCAAGAUGGGUAGGGAGGACAAGGCUUCUUGGAAAUCUAACUAUUUUACCAAGAUUAUCCAACUCCUGGAUGAGUAUCCUAAAUGUUUUAUUGUCGGGGCAGACAAUGUCGGUUCCACUCAAAUGCAGCAGAUUCGUAUCUCUCUGCGAGGGCACAGCAUUGUGCUCAUGGGCAAAAACACGAUGAUGCGAAAGGCUAUCAAAGACCAUUUGGAGGCUAACCCUGCAUUAGAACAGCUUUUGCCCCACAUUAAGGGAAAUGUCGGUUUUGUAUUUACCCGUGGAGAUCUUGUUGAGGUUCGUGAUAAAUUGCUUGAGAACAAGGUUCGUGCCCCUGCCAGGCCUGGAGCCAUUGCUCCAUUGGAGGUCAUCAUUCCUGCACACAACACUGGUCUAGGUCCUGAGAAGACUGCUUUCUUCCAGGCCCUUUCUAUCCCCACUAAAAUUUCUAAGGGUACUAUUGAAAUCAUCAAUGAUGUACAUAUUUUAAAGCCUGGUGACAAGGUUGGAGCUUCUGAAGCUACCCUUCUGAACAUGUUGAACAUCUCUCCAUUCUCAUAUGGUCUUGUUGUAAAGCAGGUCUAUGAUUCUGGCACCAUCUUUGCCCCAUCUAUACUGGACAUCAAGCCAGAAGAUCUCCGUGCCAAAUUCAUGGCUGGAGUUGCUAAUGUGGCUGCUGUGUCUCUGUGCAUUGGCUACCCAACUGUGGCCUCCGCUCCUCACUCCAUCGCCAAUGGAUUCAAGAACUUACUCGCUAUUGCUGCUGUUACUGAUGUUGAAUUCAAGGAAGCUACUACCAUCAAAGAGUACAUCAAGGACCCAAGCAAGUUCAUAGCAACAGCUGCGGUCGCAGCUCCAGCCGCAGCCGCGCCAGCUGACAAGAAGGAAGAGGCCAAGGAAGAGAAGGAAGAUUCCGCCAGUGACGAUGACAUGGGCUUCGGUCUCUUUGACUAAACACGGUUUUUACUCCUUGACAUUAAAAAAUCUGUGGCUACUCAUCCGUUUUGCGCCGCCGGGUUGGACGCCCAUAUGGCGGCCUCUAACGUCUGAAUAAAGCUACUCAGCUGAA
Molecule: messenger RNA, 1210 nt
Organism: Pieris brassicae (large cabbage white)
Lineage: Eukaryota; Metazoa; Arthropoda; Insecta; Lepidoptera; Pieridae
Gene: RpLP0
Product: 60S acidic ribosomal protein P0
Exons: 7
Coding region: 148-1095 (315 amino acids)
Biological process (GO): cytoplasmic translation; ribosome biogenesis; ribosomal large subunit assembly
Cellular component (GO): cytosolic large ribosomal subunit
Molecular function (GO): structural constituent of ribosome; large ribosomal subunit rRNA binding
Source: RefSeq, a predicted model, not a curated record